Molecule: messenger RNA, 1816 nt
Organism: Tetrahymena thermophila SB210
Lineage: Eukaryota; Ciliophora; Oligohymenophorea; Hymenostomatida; Tetrahymenidae
Exons: 2
Biological process (GO): activation of GTPase activity; nucleocytoplasmic transport
Cellular component (GO): perinuclear region of cytoplasm; cytosol; nucleus
Molecular function (GO): GTPase activator activity; small GTPase binding
Source: RefSeq, a predicted model, not a curated record
UUAAUAUUUAUUUUUAAUAAAUCAAAACUUUUAAAUCAAUAAAAUAAAAAUGAAAUAAAACAACAGCGAAAAAGAAUAUUCAUAAGUAAGUGAAAAUAACCAAAUUGAAGAGAAAAGGUUUAAAACAUGGGAGUAUUUUUAAAAAUAAUUGCAUGAAAGUUAGACAUGCAUAAAUCAUUUAGAGAUAAAUUUAAGUUACUAAAAUUUAACUUAAACUAAACAUAAAUAAAUUGUUGAUUACAUAUAAUAAUAAUAAGAUUUAAGUUGUUUGUCUUUUUUAAUAAAUGAAAAAUAGAAAAAAUUGAGAUUAUUAAAUGCAAAACUUUUAGCUCAGAUAGAAACAAAUGUUACAUAUUCACCUUCUCUUUUAAUAUCAGACUCUUUAAAAAAAUUAAAGAAUUUAUCAUAAUUAUAAUUAGGUAUGAACUCUAACAAUGUUAAUAAUGAAGGAAUCAUAGCUAUUAUAUCUUCUAUUGAAAAUUAAUAUUAACUUACAUCAUUUUCUCUUGAAUUAGAAAAUAAUUAAAUUGAUUAGAUAGGAUUUAAAGCAAUUACUAGUGCAUUAUUCAAAUUGAAAAAUCUAAAUUUAUUAAAACUCAACUUAAAUAAUAAUAAGAUAUUAGAUGAAUCUUUAAAAGAUCUGGGAGAAUCUUUGGUUGAGUUAAAAAUGCUCAACAAUUUGAAUUUACAUCUAAAUUGCAAGCAUAGAUCUGAUUAUGGAAUACUUUUCUUAGGCUAGGCAUUAGAAAAAAUGUCAAAUUUAACUCAUUUAGAAUUAGAUAUUCACCAAAAAAUUUAUUAAAAGCUUGAAGAUGGGCUUGUAAAAUUGGCUUAAAGCCUAAAAUAUCUUGUUAAUCUUUAAUAAAUUAUACUUACUUUUUAAGAUUUUUCUAUAUCAGAAAUAGUGGCAUAGAAUCUAGGUACUUCAUUUUCAUAUAUGAAUAAUCUAACUGAUGUUACAUUAGGCCUUUAAAAUUGUGAACUUAGUGAUAAAUCUGCUGAAUUAACUUAAUCUGGAUUAAAUUAAUUAUAGUUUUUAAGAAAAUUAUAUUUAAAUCUUAGUAAAAAUUAAAUAGGUGAUUCUUAGCUCAAUCAAUUUUAAUUUAUGAAAAAUUUAUCAAAACUAGAAAAAUGCACUUUAAAGUUAGGUAGCUCCUUCAUUUCAAAUAUAGGGGCUUUAAGCUUAGCAAAUACCAUACAAAAUUUUACAUAACUAUAAACUUUAGACUUGAAUUUAUCUAAAUCAAAGAUUGAUAAUGAAGGUAUUUCCAUGAUUUCUAAGGCUUUGGAAAAACUAGAGAGCAUUAAUUAAUUAUCUCUUGAUUUUGAUUUUAUUGAAGUAGAAGAUUCUUCAUUAAAAUACCUCAGCUUUAGUAUAGAAAAGAUGAAAAAAUUGUAAAAAUUAUCUUUAGUUCUUAUAUCUAGCAAAAUAAGUGAUGAAUCAGUAAUUUAAUUAGGCCAAUCUAUUAAAAAUCUCAUAAAUUUAUAAAAAGUUAUGCUUUUUAUAUUCUCUUCUAAGACUACAAAUUUAAGCAACAACCUUUUAAUGUAAUCAUAUUCUAAACUGAAGAAUCUUAACACUUUAAUAACUACUCCUAAAUUAUGGCAGAGAUGUUCUUAUUUAAAAUUAAAAAGACUAUUCAAAAAUAGAUAGAAGAAACAAAUUUCAAUAAAAGAGAAUAGAUAGAAUUCAAAUCAGAAAUUGUAAAAAAUCAAAAAGGCUCAUAAUUUUUAAAUUGUUGAUUUUAAUUUAACCAAUUUUAAGCUAGUCUUAAUGUGAUCCUAUAAAAAAAUAAUUUCUGUAACUAAUCCAGUC